Molecule: messenger RNA, 4950 nt
Organism: Cladophialophora carrionii CBS 160.54
Lineage: Eukaryota; Fungi; Ascomycota; Eurotiomycetes; Chaetothyriales; Herpotrichiellaceae
Exons: 2
Coding region: 1-4950 (1649 amino acids)
Cellular component (GO): Swr1 complex
Molecular function (GO): ATP-dependent chromatin remodeler activity; ATP hydrolysis activity; histone binding
Source: RefSeq, a predicted model, not a curated record
AUGCCGACCCCGACCGGCGACUCGCUCACGCACUCCAACACUCCGGAUCAGCAACGACGGCAAGACCCGCUGCAUUACAGACGUCAAUCGCCCGUUCGCGCCCACGCAACCCCUCCCACCUCGUCGGUCGAACACCAUGCCAGCCACGAGGAUGCCAACCAUGAGCCGCCGGCAAAGAAGCGGAAGGUUGCAGGGCCCGAGCAUAAACAAUCUCCUCGACCCGUCUCCCCUCCAUGGCGACGGGUCGUCGCAGAGGGCCCGACAUCCUUCGUAGUCGAUGGUCGUCGGAAGUCUGGACGAACAAACAUCAUCCCGCUCGACCUGCAACCCCAGUCGAAUAAGAGGCAGACCCGCGCGGCGUUUGACAAAGUCAAGGAGGAACAUCAGAAGCAUGUCAAACCCGUGUACAACAUCAACAUGUCCGCUCGGAAGUCCAACUGCGAGGUUGUCGUGCCUUCACGCUCGCCAUCGGCCGUCAAGCGCGCUGCUGUUCCUCCCACCAAGAGCCGCGACUCCGCCACCCACGCGCACAUCGCCAAAAUAGAGAACUUGCAAAGACAGAUCAAGGAACUCGAGAAAGCCCGCUCAAAAACUUCACAUACCCCGCAGCCCAAGUCCUCCAAGUCUCUCAGUCGUCCGGUCAGCGCUGGCGGUCGCCGCCCUCGGCCUAAUUCACUCAAGGUGAAUGGUGCUCACAAAGAACAACGACCCAUCAAUGGCACUGUCAAACUCGAAUCAGAGAGUGAUUCCUCCGACCUUGACAGAUCUCUGAGCGAGCCCGAGGUGUCUUCCAGAGCACCAACCCCACCACUCACUCUGCGCAAAGUCAUCUUUCGCGUCCAAUUACCUCCGCCCACUGUUGCAACUCCGGCCAAUAUCCCACCAUCGAAGAAGUUCGCAAGUUUUGAAGAGUUCUUGGAAAAAGAUGAGACAGAGCCGCGGCUGGCGGAGGACACCUUGACACAAGACCAGAUCAACAAGGAAGCCAUGGUGAGGACCAAAGUCAGACAGGCACAAAAACGAGGAGGAGUACUGGACAAGAAGUUGAUGGACACGCUGCCCAAGCCACAAGCCGAGCCAAGAAGACAAUAUGCCCAUCAUGAUCACCUGCUCGCGCACGUGUUGCACUUUCGGAAACUUCUCGAGGUGGAGACCAAGGAUCAUAGGAGGAAGGCUCAGAUCCUGGCUUAUGAGGCCAAAAAGUAUGUCGAGGACAAGCAGAGUCGAAACAAGGUCAAGACUGUCGCCGAAAUCGUGCAAGAACAGCGGGAGGCCUGCAUUGCGGCUUAUCGGUCUGUGGUCAAGGAUGUCGACAAACUUUGGACCGCCGUCAGAAUAGAAGUCAAUGCCAUGCGACAAAAGGAGUAUGAGGAAGAGCAACAAGCCAAGAUGAAGGGCCACCUCGCUCGAGUGUUGGAUCGGACUGAUCAGAUGCUGAGUCGAGCUGCGGAGCAGGAUGAUAUGACAACGGAUACUGACACCGACAUGUCUGUGGACGAAACCAUGGACCCUGAGUCGGAAAACAGUGAGCAAAUGUCGGACAGCCAGACAGAGUCCGAAUCGGAACCAGACAGCCAGGACGCCGAUGCUGAGAUGUCACUGGAGGAACUGAAAAAGAAGUAUGACAAUCUGCACGACCAGUCAAUGGAGACAGAGAAUGCAGAAGAGGCACCAGGGCCGAAUGAAGACCGGCCAAGUCCGAAUCUGGAUCAAGAAGAGUCAGAUCCCGAGACCGAGAUGGAUUCGGAGUUUGACACAGAUGGGAGCGAAGACGAAGACGAAGACGAGGACGAGGAAGAUGAGAGUGAGGAGGAGGAAGCCGAGCCUGACCUUCUUUCUAUGCUCUUUUCGAAAACUCAACGCGCGGAAAUUGAGAAAGGAGCCGACCAGGAGGUCGAAAAAGGAGAGUCCGGAAGUCGCAACACCGACCCUGUGGAAGAAGUGCCAGAGCAGCCGAGGCCGGAUGGCGACCAGUCUGAGGGGCCUGGCGUGCCAGAUCAUAUCGCCUCAGAAAAGGUGGAAGGCAAUGUUACAGAACGGCUUGGUGUGAAGCUGGAAGUAGUAGCUAGUCAACAGGGUGAAGACGCUGUGAUACGAGACGCCACAUCACCUUCGCAUCUGGAGAUACCUCACCUUCACUCGGAGGAUGCUGUGAGUCGGGACCCCAGCACUCAUACUUCUCCCCACACCACAGCCACCAAAGUCUCCGAUCCCGACUCUGUCUCGUCGAUUGAUGCUCAAAUCGAUCCGGCCCCGCCUGCGACGCCUUCAGACACUAAGCCGACCAUCGAGACACCUGUUCCGAGUCUGUUACGAGGUACUCUACGCGAAUACCAACAUGAAGGCCUGGACUGGCUGGCCAAUCUUUAUGCGAAAGGACGGAGUGGAAUUCUAGCGGAUGAGAUGGGUCUCGGCAAGACGAUUCAGAGCAUUGCGCUUUUGGCUCACCUUGCUGAAGUCCAUGAGGUCUGGGGUCCCCAUCUCAUCGUUGUCCCGACAAGUGUCAUGCUGAAUUGGGAAAUGGAGUUCAAAAAGUUCUUGCCUGGCUUCAAGAUCCUGACGUACUACGGUGAUCAGACAGAACGAAAGGAAAAGAGAAGGGGGUGGUUGGCAGACGACAAGUUCAAUGUAUGCAUCACUUCAUACCAGCUCGUGUUGAAAGACAAGGACUCUUUCAAGCGACGGAGAUGGCACUACAUGAUUCUGGAUGAAGCCCACAACAUCAAGAACUUUCGCUCGGAGCGAUGGCAGACGAUGAUGACCUUCAACACCAGAGCUCGGCUGCUUUUGACCGGCACCCCUCUUCAAAACAACUUAACUGAGCUAUGGUCACUACUGUUCUUCCUCCACUAUGGCCAAGAGGACCAGGGUGAGGACGACGCUUUUGCGGGCUUGAAGGAGUGGUCGGAAUGGUUCAAACGGCCCGUCGAAUCAAUCCUCGAGCAUGGCCGGCAGGUCCUGGACGAGGAAGAUCGCGAGCAGGUCGCAAAACUGCACAAAGUCAUUCGCCCAUUCCUUCUGCGCAGACUCAAAGCAGACGUUGAGAAGCAGAUGCCUGCCAAGUACGAGCAUGUGGAAAUGUGUCGGUUGUCCAAGCGCCAACGCCAACUCUACGAUGGCUUCAUGUCAAGAGCCCAAACGAAGGAAACACUGGCCUCUGGGAACUACCUGUCAAUCAUCAAUGCACUGAUGCAGCUGCGCAAAGUGUGCAACCAUCCCGAUCUAUUCGAGACGCGGCCCAUCAACACAUCACUCGCAAUGCCUAAAGCUGCUUCGGCCGACUUCGAAAUCAAAGAUUUCUUGGUGCGUCGGAGACUUAUGCUGGACGCCUCGAACGAUCUAGACCUCGACUUUUUGCAGUUGGCCCCGAUUUCCAAUGAGGGGAUGUCCAUGAUUGAGGCAAUCGAGACUAGUAAACGACAUGCGUACCACCAGUUUAAGGGCUUGCGUGAAUCUCAGUCAAGGAGGAUCCUGGCCUCUUCCGGUGUCUUCAGCAGCAACGCACCGAGUGCUUCGUCAUGGCGUGGAGACAAUCGCAUUGGUGUGCUCGGAUCGCUGGAGAAUGUUGGGCGGAGAGCUCGGCUUCAGGAACUCGAUCGCACCAUGUAUUACGAAGCCUACAGGCACCAUCAGCACCCAAUCUACGGCCGAGGCCUGAUCGAACAAGUUACCAUCGACGCCAAAUAUGAGCGACUGUCCAGACUCUCGCCGCCUAGAGUCUUGUCGAAAUGGUGGGAGUCCGAGAUGCCCGUCCAAUUUUUCGACAUGGUCCACUCUGUCCAGUCACGUUCCGAGCAAAUGCAACCCUUUGUGGAAGGGUAUGCAUGUGUCACCCCCUCUGUCGUGGCAACCGACCUCUCCACCCGAGCUGUCACCGAAGCGGGCGCCCAGCUCAUUAGAGAAGCAGCGCAGACAACCUGGAGGUUCGACCGGGACCAUCCAGAUCCAUUCCACCUCGCUCGCAUGAAACUAUCAAUCGCCUUCCCGGACAAGCGGCUCCUCCAAUAUGACUGCGGUAAGCUGCAGAGACUCGACAAACUCCUCCGGAAACUCCAAGCAGGAGGCCACCGUGCCCUGAUCUUCACGCAAAUGACCAAGGUCUUGGACAUCCUGGAACAGUUCUUGAACAUUCAUGGUCACCGAUACCUGCGACUUGACGGAGCCACAAAAAUCGAGCAGCGCCAGAUCCUCACCGAGAGAUUCAACAACGACAAUCGCAUUCUGUGUUUCAUCCUGUCUUCCCGCUCCGGCGGUCUCGGCAUCAACCUUACUGGUGCAGAUACCGUCAUCUUCUACGAUCUGGAUUGGAACCCCGCCAUGGACAAGCAGUGUACAGAUCGGGCUCAUCGAAUUGGCCAAACUCGCGAUGUGCACAUCUACCGGUUUGUGAGCGAACACACGAUCGAGAGCAAUAUCCUCCGAAAAGCCAAUCAAAAGCAAAUGCUCGAUGAUGUGGUCAUCCAAGAAGGUGAUUUCACGACGGAUUACAUGGCCAGGAUGAGCUAUCGGGACAUGCUUGACACUGGUGACGGAGAGGGCGAGCAAGACGAGGCCGGCAGAGCCAUGGAUCGUGUCCUGGGCACCGCGGGGGACAAGAAUAUCGUUGUGCUUGAACAAGCUGAAGACCAGGAAGAUCGGGCAGCGGCCAAGGUUGCCGCGAAAGAGAUCCAGGUUACUGACGAUGCCGACUUUGAGGAUCAAGUAACCCGAGCGACCCCUCAGACGGGCGAAGCUCGCAAUACACCUGCGGCGAGCACUGGUGUCGGUUUCGGCACAGACUCUGCUCCUACCGAGAUGGUGGCAGAAAGCGAGAAGUGGCAUCACAUCGAUGAAUAUCUGAUACAGCUGCAGAGAUACUUGAUGAAGGACAUCCCGUUGGAGGGCGGGGCAAAUUCCAAAAAGGGGAAGAGAGGGCGGCGGAGAGACGAGCAUCGCGUCAGAAAGAGAUGA